GGCCUGCUGCUCGCCAUGCUCUCCUGUGGGCCGUGCCACCGGGCCGAGGAGGGCGACGGCAGCCAGACUCUCCUUGGCGGCUUCUGCGCUGCUCUCAACAGCCUGCUGGUGGCGUUCCUUUUCUGCUGGUUCGUCACAGGCAACGUGUGGAUCUUCUCCGUUUACCCGCCCAACUACGAUGACACGAUCCCCCAGGAGCCGUACUGUGAUCGCAACCUCUACCUCUUCGCCCUCUGGAGCACUGUGGCCAUGUACGUCCUGCUGGGGGUGCUGCUGCUCGCCUGCAUCUGCCUCUCUGUCUGCAUCUGGAUCUGUGGCAAGAAGGAGCCCAUCAGAGGAUUCACCUGGAAUGUCUGAGUUAGCGAGGGGAGGGUCCUCUCUCUCUCUC
Scleropages formosus (Asian bonytongue) is the source of this 388-nucleotide messenger RNA. RefSeq names its product transmembrane protein 272-like. The coding region runs from base 16 to 357 and encodes 113 amino acids. Lineage: Eukaryota; Metazoa; Chordata; Actinopteri; Osteoglossiformes; Osteoglossidae. The record is from RefSeq and is a predicted model, not a curated record. The transcript has 2 exons.